ACGAGCUCGAUUAUACCCAAUCGCUUCCCUUUUCCUGUCUCGCACACGGAGAAAUGUCUGGCACAAUUGGGCGGCGGACAAUGAUCCGAGUAGGGUCGUUCGUCCCGGUAAUGUUGUGGAGCAUCGUUCUGGUCCAUCCCUCUCACUUGCUGGCCGAAGCCGAUCGCGGUAGAGCCUCUACACUCUACUAUCCACUCGACAAUUUACGAAUUGACUCGGUCCGGUCAUCGGAAUACCAAUUGCGCACCGGAACCAUGUUUCGUCGUUGGGGAAAGACAGUGGGGACAAUCACGGACGAUGCCUGGCACCUUGCGGUGCCCUUGGUGUCAUCGCCCGCCAAGCAUGUCAUCGCGGUACGGGGCGGCGGCUACAACCUGGCCAACCUUGUUGACUGGCUCAGUUCCACCAAAUUAAGAUGUUGGCUUGUGCUAUUGGCCAGCAUCACAAUCGAAAGUUUCGCAACCUCGCUCUCGAAAGUAGCCAGAGAUUCCUCGUCUCUGCAGGUAUUCCUGGGAGCGUGCACGCUCUACUUGUCCAGCAUGUGCGGGUUUGCCAUUUGCUUGGCAAAAAUCGAAGUCGGCAUCGCCUAUGCGGCCUGGGCGGCAUUGGGAACCGCCUUUGUGACGGCGUCGGGAAUUCUGUUCUUUCAAGAAGACUGCGACGCAGUCAAAGUCUCGUGCCUUUUCAUGAUCCUGGCGGGGGUGGUGGGUCUGAAUCUUCGGGACUCUCAUUGA
Messenger RNA from Phaeodactylum tricornutum CCAP 1055/1, 734 nucleotides. Its product is annotated as small multidrug resistance protein. The transcript has 2 exons. NCBI's taxonomy places the organism in Eukaryota, Bacillariophyta, Bacillariophyceae, Surirellales, Neidiaceae. Gene Ontology annotation, cellular component: plasma membrane. The record is from RefSeq and is a predicted model, not a curated record. Gene Ontology annotation, molecular function: transmembrane transporter activity. The coding region runs from base 54 to 734 and encodes 226 amino acids.